Molecule: messenger RNA, 5683 nt
Organism: Trichechus manatus latirostris (Florida manatee)
Lineage: Eukaryota; Metazoa; Chordata; Mammalia; Sirenia; Trichechidae
Gene: NSUN3
Product: NOP2/Sun RNA methyltransferase 3
Exons: 6
Coding region: 360-1376 (338 amino acids)
Biological process (GO): rRNA methylation
Cellular component (GO): mitochondrial large ribosomal subunit
Molecular function (GO): RNA methyltransferase activity
Source: RefSeq, a predicted model, not a curated record
CCACAUAGUCAUCAACCACAGUUUAGAAGCGAUCUUCUAGGGCCAGGCUGCCCAAGGCUCCGCCCGCGGUCCCGGCCACGCCUCCGGGAACGGUCGCUGACCUCUCCAGCGGAUACACUCGCCUCCACCAACCACCUGCGGAAGGAACUCGCGUCAGCCUCUCGCGGGAUCUAGGCCUCUUUGGUGAGAUUUCGGUAACACAGCAAGACAGUUUCACGCGAGAAGUUGAGCCGGAAAAGGACCGGUUUAGGAAUGAAUUCCGGCGAAUUCCGGAAGUUAGAGUGUACUUUUUGCUUCCGGGACGAGCGUGAGAUGUUGGGUGCUGUAGAUUCCUUGUCUGUCUGGUAGCUCCUGGCGGGAUGAUGCUGACCCGGCUGAAAGCAAACUCAGAGGGGAAGCUUGCAAAACAAAUUUGCAAAGUUGUGUUGGAUCAUUUUGAAAAACAGUAUUCCAGAGAACUUGGAGAUGCUUGGAGUACGACAAGGGAUAUACUGACAUCCCCAUCAUGCUGGCAAUAUGCUGUCCUGUUCAACCGAUUCAAUUAUCCUUUUGAACUGGAAAAGGAUUUACAUUUGAAGGGCUAUCACACACUCUUUCAAGGAUCUUUACCCUAUUGUCCUGAAUCAGUGAAGUGUUACCUUAGCAGAACUCCAGACCGAAUGCCUUCUGAAAGACACCAAAUGGGAAUCCUGAAAAAAUACUACCUCCUAAAUGCUGCCUCUCUUCUCCCAGUUCUGGCUCUGGAAUUAAGAGAUGGGGAGAAGGUGCUGGAUCUGUGUGCUGCUCCUGGAGGCAAGUCGGUAGCUCUGCUGCAGUGUGCUUACCCAGGUUAUCUUCAUUGUAAUGAAUCCGAUAGUCUGAGAUCAAGGUGGCUCAGGCAGACGCUGGAGUCUUUCAUCCCACAGCCUGUGGUAAAUGUAAUUAAAGUAUCUGAAUUGGAUGGCAGAGAAAUGGGAGAUGCCCAGCCUGAAAUAUUUGACAAGGUGUUAGUUGAUGCUCCAUGCUCAAACGAUCGAAGUUGGUUGUUCUCUUCUGAUUCUCAGAAGGCAGCCUGUAGAAUAAGCCAAAGGAGGAAGUUGCCUCUUCUGCAGAUAGAACUCUUAAGAUCUGCAGUUAAGGCCCUACGUCCUGGAGGGUUACUUGUUUACUCUACAUGCACACUUUCCAAGGCAGAAAAUCAAGAUGUGAUUAGUGAAAUUUUAAACUCCUACAGUAACAUCAUGCCUGUGGACAUUAAAGGAAUGGCACAGACUUGUUCCCAAGACUUCACAUUUGCUCACACUGGCCAGGAAUGUGGGCUCUUGGUAAUUCCAGAUAAAGGCAAAGCCUGGGGCCCUAUGUAUGUAGCUAAAUUGAAAAAACUGUGUACCGUGUGAAGUUGGCAAUAUGCAUUUCGUAAACCAUGUUAAUGUAUCAUUAUAUUUAUUUUUAUGAGCUCUCUGUAUGAAUAUUUAAAUAACUGCAGUCACUUUUGGAAUUCUAUUUAGUAAAUACUUCAGCAUCUCAGAAUCUGGGCUUGAGAAUUUCUCAGGUGUAUUUUUUUUUCCUAAGGUGGUGCAGAUGGUGUUUGUUCUGUACAGUAAAUCUGCUGUCUUUUACUUGGCAUAUUCUCGUUAAAUUAAUCAGAAUACAUGAUUUUUCUGCAUAAAAUGUUUAGAAAGAUAUUCUAGCCACUGAGGGUUAGUUCUUUGAACCUUUAAAAAUUUGCUGGCCCUCUUACCAUUUUCCUCAUCAAAUAUACAGAUUUUUAGGAUUCCUCCCCCACCCCCCCUGCCCUUUUUUAAGAACUGAUUGGUAUUCUGAGACUAACUCCUUAAGCAGCACGAUUUCGAGUCCUAGCAAAAUAGAUUUCUUAUUUACCAAGUUGUUUUCUGUUAAGGACUAUCUUCUGUUUAUUGCAAAGGUCAGUGACUUGACAUCAGCUAAAUUUCCCCCCCUUUUUUUGCAUUCACAAAUACAAAUUGAAAGGGUAAAUUAUUUUGAAAGGCCAUUAAAACAGCAGAUUGACAUGCACAUGUUUGACUUUCGACAUUCAGUUUAUAGAAUACUAGAGUCUAUCCAGCAGGCUAUGAAGCAAGUACUGGAAACAAAACCAUAAUGAUUAAUAACUGUAAUAAUGGGACUAUAUUUGGAGAGUUUUCUUACAUAGUUGCAGUCAUAAUGAGCAGUACAGAACCUGAUUAUCUUACAGUUGCAAUCUGAAGGGGCUUUUUAUGUCACUUCAUUAUGAAAUGUUAUGUGAGAGUAUGAUGUCCUAUAUUAAUGCUCAAGAGGGAGAUGCCUAAUGAGAGUGGAUUAUACUACUACCAAACCCCAGUAGCUUUUCAAUACCAUUUACUAAGUGGCUCUCCCUGUUUACGUAUACCCUGGGAAUAUUGUGUACACUUCUGUAUAUGUACUCGGGGUUUUAGCUUCAAGUUUGCAUCAUGUGUUUUCUUUCUCCAGAAACUGCCUCACUUAGAGUCCAAACAUAUUUUUCUAACUAUUAAGAAAAAUUAUGUAGCAUAUUCUAAAAGAUUAUAUCUAUUGGGAAUUUAGCUUCUUUAAACUUAAUAUUUCUGAUGAUAGGAAUACAAAAUUCUGCUGCAGCUGAAUCUUAUUCAGUUGUUCAUUACAUUCCGUGCAUUUAAACUAGAAACUAUUUGCUCAUUAACUGUUUUUUGCUUUGCAAGCAUAUAUAUCUGGGUUCAUGUAACUGGGAAGUCCUAGGAAGAACCUUUUUUCCAUACCUUCCUUGCACUGGCAAUUUUUUUUCCCUUUUAUAUCUAAUUGAUAUGUUUAAAGUAAAGAUAGAUCUCAUGUACCCAAUCCACUUAUCAGAUAUGCUGGGUUAAUACAGAAGAUUAAUGAUGAUGGAAAUGAUGUUUUUUUUCUUAGUUUAUGUUCCUUGGCUUGUUUUCAAUUUGAAAUCCUACCUUAAGAUACUAUAGGUUUAUAAGGUGGGAUUAUUCAGUGUGGGUUAAUCACAAACUUUCACAGGGUACUUUGUUGCAUGUCAUUAUUUUCCCAAUAAAAUGUCAUGAAGUCUAAGAUUAAACUUUCCCAUAAGUACUGAAAAAUGCAAAUAUAUAUGUAUAUAUAGCUCACUUUAUUAUUAAUAAUUGUAAUGAAACAGCUAACAUUUAUUGAACAUUAAAUAUUUGAUGACAUUCCUUAUCUUUUUUUUUUUUUUUAAUCUUUAAAAUAAUUCCAUGAGUAGGUAUUGUAACCUCCGUUUGGUAAAUGAGAAAACCAGAGCUCAGUGCUGUUAAUUGUUUGCCAAGGCUCUACUGCUAAGCAAAGGGUAGAGCCAAGGUUAAAGCCAGCACCAAAGCCCAGCUUCUCUUCCUGCACUGAGCUGUCUGCCUCACAUGCUGUCUGCUAUAGGAACCUUCAAGAUUAUCAAGUAGCUUUGCUCUUAUUCUCCAUUGCUCAGUUUUCUACCUGUAUGAAAUUCCCUGUUCCUAGGGCAUAGGAAUGUUAAUCAAUAUGUGGAAAAAAAUCUUUAAAAUAUUUCAGGACAUGUUCAUAAGAAGUGCUUCUUGUGAUUGCAAUACCCAGAAUUCUCCUAUGGAGGUAUUCUGUGCCUUUCUUUUCUUUGCAGAUGUUGAACUGAAGAGUAGGAAUUCAGGGCAGCCUUGUAAUGUCAUUUGAAAAGCAAGAAAUAAUUGAUAUCACUUUCUGUGGCAUUGAGUUACUUUCAAAUAGUUUUGUAAAAAUUUAGGUUGCUUAUUAACACAGGAACUUCUCUCUCCAUCAGCACACUGAACAGCCACUGGUUUCAGAAAUAGACUGUGAACAAAUUUAAUGCAUUUAAAUGGUUUGUAGUGAAUUUUUUAAGCUUCAAAUAUUAUCUGUGGUUUGGAAUCAAGGUGGCCUACAGUCCUUUAUCCUAUUACAUAUGUCCAUAUAGCCUCAAACUCAAGAUUGUCUGUUAUCUUCUUAGCAGUAUUAUGAAAAAUAUCUUUUUAUACACUGUGGGUAGGUAUGAAAUAAAAUAGAUACCAGAACACUUUCUAUAUGACUAAAUAAACACAAAUCUAGUAGACCCUUACCCAAGAGGGCUUUAUGCCUUCGAGGUAAGCAUCAGAUAAUCUGCAUAGGCUGAUGCAACCCACCUGAAUACUAAAAGAAAAUUGGAACCAGUAGCAACACUUUUGUUAGAUGCCAAGAAGUCCUUCGUUGCAAUCAAAUGGGACUAUGUGUAUUAUGUGUUAGGUAAAUUUGGCUCUGGGAACAGAUACAACAGAUAGCAUAAUUUAUUUUUAACCCAUUUAUAUGGUUCAGAUCAAUGGUUUACAAUCUCCUCUUGCUGUCUUAUUGCUGCAUUGAGGAGGGAAGUAAGGAUGGUGCCCAUUACUGCUGUUACUCUUCAUGCUGACAUUGGAGCUAUAAUAUCACCCGGUUCUCAUGGGCAUCUGAAGGAUAUUCAGAUGGAUGUUCGCGGGUUAACGAAUGUAUGCUAAUAAUCUACUACUUGUGCUGAAAGCCCCAACAGCAUCAGUCCUGAAAACAUUAAAAGUCAUGUCAGAAUUUGGAAUGGCCCCAAGCUGUAAAGUCAAUGGGAGAGAAUCAGAAAUACUGCCUUGACAAAAUAGUUUCUAUCAAUAUUACUUUUCCUGUGACAUUAAAAUAAAAUAAAAAUUUAAAAUUAAUUGAUUUGGGGUUCUCAUUAGGAGUGAUUAAACGAUACAGUAAAAAUUUUUUUUUAAAAUUGACCUAUAAUUCAAUGCUAAGAUUUUAAAAAAUAGGUUUCACUAUAUAUAAGAAGAGAAAAAUCGUAGUGGAGAUAAUACUUCUUUAAAAUUUAAUUAACAAACUCAAAUACUAACUCUAUAGCUUUCUGUAACUUGUCACAAAUGAAGAAAGUAAUUUCCUUAGUCAUGUGAGACCAUAUAGCAUGUUGAAACCCAGUGAAAGUAUAUGCUACCUUAGAAAAAGGCCUGUUUGCCUCAUUGGAAGCUUUUUAAUGGCAUACAUCAUGACUCAAUUAAGCUUGCUAUGGCUUGUCAAAAAGAAUUUUCACUGUAUAUUGCUAAGGAAGAGCCUAUUACACACAAAUAACUGUACAACCUAGCAGAAUCAACAAAGAGACUAAAAACAUAUAGCCUAUUGAAAAUAAGAAACAGGACAAUAGCACCCAGCUUUUCCUAAUUCUGAAAAACAAGUAGGAGUAAAAUUGCAGAUGAUAGUAAGAAUGGACAAAGAGAGAUUAACAUUGGCAAAAGGAGAAAAGAGGGACUGGGCUUUUUCAGCGUAUAAUUAUCAAGUUAUAGAAAAGAGAUUCUGCAUUUGCUCAUCCAGACAAGACGUUAACAACCUUUCCAAAAUGGCCAACCUUUUUCCCCUUUUGGCAUUGCAGUAAUCAGUGGGCCGAGGGAUGGAGGAAUGAGAGGACUGCAGGACUUGUGCUGACUCAGGAAUUGAUUUUAGUAGGAGGAUUACUGUGGGCUCAUAGCUCACAGCUGCUGACUCAAGAAAAAGGAAGGAAGGGACGUGAUGGUGCCACUGGAAAUUGUUCCAUGUGAAGUUUUUAGCCAUGAGCAUAACUAGCUAUACCUUUCCACAUUGAUAGGCAUCCCUCUUGAAUUGAUCAUUAAAAAAAACAAUAUAAGUCCUGGAUUAUAACACAUUUAUUUAAAAAACACAACCAAAAACCAAACAACAACAAACCCUAUUGCCAUUGAGUCAAUUCCAACUCACA